Messenger RNA from Amoebophrya sp. A120, 4191 nucleotides. NCBI's taxonomy places the organism in Eukaryota, Dinophyceae, Syndiniales, Amoebophryaceae. The record is from the annotation of a GenBank genome assembly.
AUGGGAGGCUUCCGAUUCUUGUCGCUGAUUAAGCCCGUCAUGGUGCUGCUGCCGGAGGUGGCGCAGCCGGACCGACGGAUCCCGUUUAAGGAAAAGCUGCUGUGGACCUCGAUUUCCCUCUUCGUUUUCCUGGUGUGCUCACAAAUACCGCUGUACGGAAUCAUGUCCUCCAAGCUGAGCGAUCCCCUCUACUGGAUGCGAGUACUAUACUUACGACUGUUUGAUGUUGCAACAGUGUGUUUGGAGCUAUUUCUCGCGUCGUGCUUUGGUUAGUACCUACGGUGUCUCACGCAAGAGCUGCAACAGCACGUCCACGUGCACGGCGCCGCGCGCGGAGGUGUUGCAGCAGUACCAUAAUAUGUACGCGCGAGAAGCAACGAAAAGGGGAUGGACAAAAUGUCCUCGUCGCACCGAUGUACUGUGGUUUCAAAACGUGAAAAUAAACCCAACUGUAAUAUAGGUACUUAUGGCUUCAAACCGUGGGUCUUUGAUGGAGCUGGGUAUUUCGCCGAUCGUGACUUCCUCUAUGGUGAUGCAGUUGCUCGCGGGUUCAAAAAUUAUUGACGUGGACCAGACCCUCCGCGAGGACCGAAAUUUGUUCAACGGCGCACAGAAAUUGUUCGCUCUGCUGAUCACCUUCGGAGAAGCAACAGCGUACUGAUUUACUACUGUUUUUUUGCCUGCUUCAAAACCAACAAAUGUUAUGUACGUGCUGCUUUAUUAUUAUUUUCCGGUAUGUACAACGGGGCUGCGUCUGCGUUCCACGUGAAAAAUGAAUUCCAAAUAAUCAGAUACGUGCUUUCUGGGAUGUACGGGGAUGUCCGCGAGCUUGGUGGUGGCAACUCCAUUCUGAUCAUCAUCCAGCUUUUCUUCGCCGGCGUCGUGGUGCUUCUGCUGGACGAGCUUUUGCAAAAGGGCUACGGUCUGGGCAGCGGAAUUUCGCUCUUUAUUGCAACCAACAUUUGCGAGGCGAUUGUGUGGAAAACCUUCUCCCCGACAACCAUCAACACCGGAAAGGGAACCGAGUUCGAAGGUAGGGGUUAUGUGGAUAAAUUGGGUUUUCUUUGGCUUGCAGAAAUAAAACAAAGAGUGGCGUGCUACGUCUAUCUUCGAUCAUGCAAGAACGGGGGUUCCUUCCGGGCAUCGUGCUGUUGAUUGAAAAUGUCUUCAGGUAGGAAACGAUUGUUCUCUACAACUAUUACUAUCAGGUGCUAUCGUUGCGCUGUUCCACCUGGUUUUUUCGAGGUCCGACAAAUUCCAGGCAGUCAGGGAAGCCUUCUACCGACAGUCUGCACCAAAUCUGACCAACGUGUUUGCAACCGUUCUGGUCUUCCUGAUUGUCAUUUACUUCCAAGGUAAGCACACGGAAAAUCUUCUUUCUUGAAAAAGAAAUCGAAUGCGGAUGUCGAAAAAUGUGUCAUGCAGACCUCCGAUGGUAUUUUCUCUUUGUGUAGCACCAAAUAAGCGCAUGACAAAUAAAUGCACUAGCCCGUACAACGACCACUACAGGCUUCCGCGUCGAUCUCGCGGUGAAGUACCAGAAGGUGCGCGGACAGCAGGGCAGCUACCCGAUUAAGUUGUUCUACACGUCCAACAUUCCAAUCAUCCUGCAAACCGCUUUGGUCUCCAACCUGUACUUCUUCUCCCAGCUGCUGUACCGCCGAUGGAAGAGCAACAUGCUGGUAUAGUGAAGUGUGCAUGACAUAUCGGAUACUUUGUUGACGGUUUUGAAUCACAAAUAUGCAGCAUUAGACCACACGGAGAUGAAACGGAACAGUCAAAAUUAUGCUCUGCAUGGUAGUGUUCCGCAUGAGAAACCUGUUUUGCUUUACUGUUUGUGCAUGACAAAACAACAGGUCAACCUCCUCGGACAGUGGCAGGACCUGGACUACGGCGGUCAGUCUAUCCCGGUCGGAGGCCUCGCUUACUACAUCUCCCCGCCUAACAGCUUCUCCGACAUCUGGGUACUACAAACUUUUUUUCUGUGCAUGAUCACCAGCCGGUCCGUGCAUGGCAGAUGUACUAUGAGCUUUCCAGUGUAGAAGUUCAUUGCAUGACAAACACGCAAGCACCGCAUUUCUGUUUAGCAUGACAAACGCGCCGCAAGACCAUUUGGCUACUUCCUAUACAUCCUACAAAUUCAUCACCGCCGGUCAAUUACAUAAAAAAACAGGUCGAUCCCAUCCACGCUCUGUUCUACAUCUCCUUCGUGCUGUGCAGUUGCGCUCUGUUCUCUAAGACCUGGAUCGAGAUCUCCGGCAGCAUAUGCAUUGCAAAUAUGUCUGGGUCCGGAACAAGCUUGUGAUGCUAAAGUAUGGAUGAGGCUUGUGCUUUCAAGUACAGCCGAGCAUGACAAAAUUACUUGACACCGUCUGUUGCUAUGUAGCACGCAUCACAAACUGCGUCUUUGCAAAAGUAAACGCUUUUGCUGGCUAGGCAACACAGAUUUGUCACAGGAAUGCUAGACAUGCAACACAAGUUCUUGCACUGUUCCAGACACAGACGUGUUUGCAUUCGAUACAGCAGCCCCCGUGACGUCGCCAAACAGCUCCGCGACCAGCAGCUCUUGUUUAAGGGGUACAGGGAAACCAGUCUUAUCAGCGUGCUGAACCAGGUAAGGAUUUUUUUUCCUGUGGUUGGCGCAUCGGAAUUUUCUAUCUGGGGUAACAUCAGAUGCAAAAACUUUCCUUUUUCAUCUUGUUAUGCCUGUUGCGCUGUAAAUUUACAUGUUCAACAUCACUCCCCACACCGAAAAUUCUAAACAGUACAUCCCGACCGCGGCUGCCUUCGGUGGUAUGUGCAUUGGUAUGCUGACCGUGGUGGCGGACUUCUUGGGCGCGAUUGGCUCCGGGACCGGUAUCCUGCUCGCGGUCACCAUUGUGUACAACUACUUUGAGCUCGUCUACAAGGAAAAGGAACAGGGCAACUUGCUGUUCUAAUCGGAAGAUGAUGUAGUUGGUCAAGACCAGUGCGGAAAUGCGGUAGAUGAAGAAGCUGCAUCAGAGACAAGACAGUACAGGAGCUACUUCUAGACGCGGAAUUUUUUUUUCAAGCGCAAACGCGUCAAAACAGUAAGUAGAUGACACGAGGACAGCUGCACACUACAAUCACAUUCUAUAGGCUAAUAUUGACACUAAUGUAGUAGACACGAGAAAAUGUUGAAAGUUAAGAUUGACACAGGCCGGCUGGCGCGCGGAUGAUUUUUAGCGGUUGGCUAUAGGUUUUCUGCUCUGUAGGCUAGCCUAACAGGGUUAAGCAAGAUACUAUCAUCAUCAUCAGACGUUAAAAAUUGCUCAAUGUAGUAGGACCAAAUCGCUUUUGGUUUUGUAUCAGACCAGUUUUUUAAUGCUAUGUAUCACAACUACUCUAUCGGAGUAGUAGAUGUACUAGAUCGACGAGAGCAACUAUAUGCUAGCUGUGUAUUUAACGAGUUUUUAAUACCUGAUGUUUAUGUUAUGUCUCACCUCCUAGACACAGGUUGAGGCCACGACCCUAGGUCCUAAACGUGACAACUGUAUCACCUCUCCAGAUUCAAUGAGCUUAUUUAAACGACGACAUACGGAUAUGGAUAAAAUGCAGUUACAGGAACGUGCUUGUACUCUUCAUAGCGACCACUUUUCUAGAACAACUCUUGAAUGCACUUUAGCAUAUACAGCGACUCAGAUCUUCUUGAAACCGGCGUAGCUGCCUGGUGGAUAAAGUACCAAGAAUGUGUCGUGGUUUAAAACUUGGUAUAAAAGAACUCGUGGCAAAGAACGAGGAAUUUCAUCCCUUUUUUACGUUUUUAGCAUCCAAAAUCGAAAUCUGAAUCGAACACUUUCAUCGCAGGUUAAUAAGGUUGAGAGAUACAUAACCUACAAUCGAUUUUCGCUUUUCACGUCACGAAAGAUGCUUUUUUGCAAGCUGUAACGUUUCACGCUUAUAAAAACAUCACUCCUUUUGAUGGUCUCAACUUCCCGUGCUCUUUCCUGAAGAAUUUCGCACUCCCUCCCAAGAAAAUUUUAUCGCGCGUCUUCGCUACGAUGGUUGAAAGAAGCAGCUAAGGUCGCGCUUGUGAUGGGUUUUUCUUUCCGUGUGGGGAGGCCAUUUUCAAACAAAGAAACUGAGCGUGCCAUGCAGCGCCUAAAUUAUCGAAAGAAAAUUUACGGAUCAAGAAAGAGGCGCCAUCUGCGAGAGAGCGGUGUCUUGCCG